Messenger RNA from Gossypium arboreum, 759 nucleotides. RefSeq lists its product as uncharacterized. The transcript has 2 exons. NCBI's taxonomy places the organism in Eukaryota, Viridiplantae, Streptophyta, Magnoliopsida, Malvales, Malvaceae. The record is from RefSeq and is a predicted model, not a curated record. Bases 226 to 759 code for a protein of 177 amino acids.
AUCUGAAAUUGUAAAUAUUUUAUUCAAAUCUAUUACAAUCCGAAAACAUGUAAUCAAUCGUAGUCUUUGUUUAUUUCAAUUACUCAAUUCUCCCAUUCUUUCUCCAGAGCCUCCCUCAAAUUAACCUCUCUCUUUCAAGAAUUUUCUCUACUUUUUCUUUUUCUCGGGAAAAAAUAUAGAAGAGAAAACUCCACAAGUUUUUUCAGUUUGAACCAGGAACCGGAAAUGCCGAUGGACCGAACCCUACAAUCAGAGAGCAUGAGAUCGCCGACUGUACUAUCAAUCGAAUGUAUAAAAGGGAGCUCCAAAGCUGACGAAUGGACCGUAGACAUGCUCCAGACGGGGGAUAUUGUGGAAGAGAUUCGAAUUGGAUCCGGCUCUGCUCUCUCCCAUAAGGCACCUUUUAAAGGCGGCAAGAGCGGAGUUCAGAAGAUCCUUCACACCUCCUAUAGGAACAAGGAGACCUCGAUCCUCGUCCGGGUCAGGCGAGCCAGCGACGAGUUCGCUCAGUUACAGGCAUGUAUCGUGCCUAACGAGACUGGCGGGAAAAAGCAAUAUAUGUUAAGGUCUAUAGCGGAUCCCAAUUACACUGUCGGGUUCUCGGAUCGCUCCGAGUCCGAGUGCUUCGAGUUGCAAGGUGAGUUUCUUUUAUCAAAUUUAGUCUUUCUUUCAGUGAUUGAAUGCAUGCAUUUCGUAGUAACUAGUCCUCUGCUCGCACUUAAUUUGUUGAAAUCCCAUCUGUCGGAACUUUUUACAUGA